Messenger RNA from Lacerta agilis (Sand lizard), 3322 nucleotides. It is a transcript of the gene SOX18, whose product is annotated as SRY-box transcription factor 18. The record is from RefSeq and is a predicted model, not a curated record. The transcript is spliced from 2 exons. Gene Ontology annotation, molecular function: RNA polymerase II cis-regulatory region sequence-specific DNA binding; DNA-binding transcription factor activity, RNA polymerase II-specific. Bases 344 to 1726 code for a protein of 460 amino acids. NCBI's taxonomy places the organism in Eukaryota, Metazoa, Chordata, Lepidosauria, Squamata, Lacertidae. Gene Ontology annotation, biological process: positive regulation of transcription by RNA polymerase II; vasculogenesis; lymphangiogenesis.
UCCGUCGGGGGUGUUCCUAACGGGCCCGUCUAACCCCUCCUCUUUUCCCGUCGCCCUCCCUCGGAUGGGGAACGCAGCCUUUAUAAUGUGGCCCCUCCGACGGGAGCAUCCUUUCCAGCGCGUGCUUCUUGUCCUCCUUUUUUUGGAGGGGGCGAACCAAGCCAGCCCUUAGCUCGGGCCGAAUCCUGCCUUCUUCUCUGGUUCCUUUGCGCAUUUCGAUCCGCUGAUUCCUUUGCUAGCGUUUUCUUCUUUCCUUGGAGAAGGGAACCCGAUUCUCUUCUUGUUGUCCGUGUUUUUUCUUUUUCUGCUCGCCUUGUGAUCCCAAAAGGUCCGUCUAGCUGGAAUGAAUAUAUCUGAGCCUAGUUUCUGUAGAGAGGAGAUACCCCAAGCCAGAGGCGACUUUUCAUGGGGAGCCGUCGCGGGAGCAGCCGCUGCGCCACCGCCGCCUCCGCCUCCGCCGCCUCCACCUCCUCCCGCCGCCGCUGCCUCUGAUCCCGGGCGCGCCUUCGCCCAGCACAGCCGGGCCGCGGAGCCCGCCGUCUCCAGCCGGACCCCCAGCCCGGAGCCGGCCUUCGGAUUUCGCCCAGGCGCAGCGGCGUCCAUCAGGGGAGGCGACCCCGGCGGCGCGCUCUUGGGCACCUCGGCUGCGUCGAGCCGUUCUCCCAGCCCCGACGCCGGCUAUGGCUACGGCGCCGUCUCGGGCCGUCCGUCCGACGGCAAGAGCGCUGAGGAUUCCCGCAUCCGGCGCCCCAUGAACGCCUUCAUGGUGUGGGCCAAGGACGAGAGGAAGCGGCUGGCCCAGCAGAAUCCGGACCUGCACAACGCGGUGCUGAGCAAGAUGCUGGGCCAGUCGUGGAAAGCGCUCAGCGCCAACGACAAGCGCCCCUUUGUGGAAGAGGCGGAGAGGCUGAGGAUCCAGCACCUGCAGGACCACCCCAACUACAAGUACCGCCCCAGGAGGAAGAAGCAAGCCAAGAAGAUCAAGAGGAUGGAGCCCAACAUCCUCUUGCACAAUCUCUCCCAGCCUUGUGGCGACGGCUUUGCCAUGAACCACCGGGCUGGUGGCGCCAUCGGGCACCCGGGCCAUUCCCAGCCUCCUCCGCUCAACCACUUCAGAGAACUCCGCUCGGUGAGCUCUGAUAUGGAGAACUACGGCUUGCCGACCCCUGAGAUGUCUCCUCUGGACGUCUUGGAGCAGACGGAGCCGGCCUUUUUCCCUCCGCACAUGCAGGACGACUGCAGUGUGAUGUCCUUCCGAGGCUACCACCACCACCCUCCUCCUCCUCCUCCACCUCCCCAGAUGGAGUUUACCCCGGAGAAAAACCUGGGGAGGAACAUGCCCAUGGGCUACCCGCAGAACCCACCUCACCUGGCUGAUGCCAUGAGGACUCCCCACCCACCUGGUAUGUACUACAACCAAAUAUGCGCCGGAGCCGCCAACGGGCUUUCAGCCCACCUGGGCCAGCUCUCCCCGCCGCCCGAAUCUCACCACCUAGACGGCGUGGAGCACUUGAACCCCAACGAGCUCUGGACAGAAGUGGACCGCAACGAGUUUGACCAGUAUUUGAAUAUGAGCAGGACUCGUCCCGAUCCUUCGGGGUUUGCCUACCAUGUCUCCGUGUCCAAAGUGACUCCUCGAAGCCUCUCCUGCGAGGAGAGCAGCUUGAUAUCGGCCUUGUCCGAUGCCAGCAGCGCUGUCUAUUACAGCACCUGUAUCACUGGGUAGGGCUGUGCAUAUGUGUUCAGCAAGGGGAGAGAGGUUCAAGGCUGAGCAGCCCGGUUUAACCGUCAUUUCUCUUCCCCCGGGGAACCCUGGGAACAUGCAAGGGGGAACCUUGGGAUCUUGUACCUGAAUUCCGCCUCCUGACCACAAUUCCCAGGAUCCUUUGAGUGAAGCUGUGCCAGUUAAACCGGUGUGAAUUUGACGGAAGCUCAGAACCUACACGUACCCUUAGGAAAGGCAUGAUGCUCAGGUGCUAACCUCUUUUUUAUUUUUUGCUCCAAAUGAGAGCAGCUUGGUUUCCCAUCCCAUUGUCCUUCUAACAAAUUUAUUCUUACCUUCUGAGAGGCAGCCCAGCUCAGCUAAUGUGCCCGUCCUUUGAGAAACAAGUGCCAAUCUGCCGAGGAGUGAGCGAAAAAUACCUGCAGGAACUUUGAAACUGUUGCUGCGGAGAAUUACUGCAGAGAAACUAUUUGCCCUUCUACUGUUGCGUCCCAAGCAGUGCUUGGGAACCUCACCCCUGAAGCCUGUGGAGUUUUCUGCAUUUAAGGGCCUCUUCACACUUAAACAGAUUUUUUAUUUUUUAUUUUUAGUGUCCACUGAAGGUCGUUCAGCAUAAACCCAUGAGUGUCGCUGUCAGGAUUUUCAUUCUCUCCCGUGCUGCGGAGCGUGUGCGACUACUAGUCACGUGUGCGUGUCACAAAUGUGUUUGCAGAGCAGACACGUGUGCAUCGUACUCAUCUGGGAGCAAGGGACUGGAUGUGGCAGGCUCGACUUUGCUCUUGUCUAAUGUGUGAAAGAGCCCAUAGAUCCCCUGCCUUGCGCAUUUUUAGCUGAAGCAUUGGGUUGGGGGGGCAAAAACACGGGACCCUGCACCCUUCCUUGUUCAGCGUAAUGUGCAAAUCAUCUCAGAUGCCAGACCCGACAUUCAUCUAGCUGAGAUGCCCACCUUUAUCCCCACAAGUGCCUUUCUGUGCAUCAGCCUUCCAAACCCUCUCCCCUUGCCUGUGAACAUUGCAAUAUUUAGAUUAUCUCAUUAAAUGCAUUGCUUGGUUUUUUUUAAUAAAUAAUAAUAAUAAUAAUGCUGAACCACUGAUAUACUGUAUUGCUAUGUAGCACAACGAGAUAGACUGUUGCUAAGCAGAAGGAAACUGAAUUCAUAGGGUGCCGAAAUGUGUGAGGGCGGACAGUUUUUCUGGACCUUUUAUGCCCCAGAGGGAAUUAUAGUGGGUGCAGCUUUUCUUCGCACCUGCAGCAUUAUAACACGACAAGCCACAAGAUGCUGAAAUCCUUUCCCUCUGGAUUGCUGGGAAAAGUUCAGGAGCCUGGUUCUCCGGUGCAUUUGAUCUCUUCCAGUGUUUAAGAUGUCUGUACUGUAAGUCUGCGUAACUGGGGAAGCAGGGUGGGGAGGCCGUGGCUCUCGACAUCUGGGGGUUUGUUUUCAGCAGUGAAGUGAGGUUUGUCGUUCUUCAAAAGCAGGCUAGCCGACUGACCCAGAGCUGAAUUGCAGAAGCAUCACCCAAGUCCUAGAACAUGCUGGGAUCAGGUGGCGAGGGUGCCGUCUGCAACCCAACAGAGCACAUGGCAAAAAAAAAAAAAAAA